GCGACACACAUACCUGCACCUGAUCUUGACAAGCUCCUCUGCAGUUUUUUCAAAGACCUGAGAAAAAAAGAUGCCAGCGACUACAAGCUGGACAUGGUCUCCAGUUUUCAAAAGAGCAUCCAGCGCCACAUUACUGAGCAAAAACUACCCUUUAACAUCCUCAAAGAUGAGGCUUUCUCCCGUUCAAGGAGCGUCUUGGCUGCCAAGAGAAAGAGCUUAGUUAAAGAAGGACGUGGAAACAAACCGAACGCUAGCCGUGAGUUGACAGAUGGAGAAGAAGCGAAGCUCUUUGAAACAGGUGAAUUUGGAAAUCACCAUCCACUGGCAUUGCAGUGCACCCUGUAGUGGUUUUUAUCAAUGCAGUUUGGCUUUAGAGCCAGGGAUGAAAUAAGAAACCUGUGUUGGGGAGAUAUAGUGCUGGAGUGGACACCGAGACCAGCCGUGAGGUGCUAGUGUGGACAGCCGAAAGGGGAAGCAAAAUGCGCCAAGGUCUCGAAGGCGGUCAUCAAGGACAAUUCUGUCCUAAAGCGUUUGCCACUGGCACAAACAGAUGCCCUGUUCUUUAUUACAAGUUGUUUAAG
This is a messenger RNA of Porites evermanni, 581 nucleotides long. The record is from the annotation of a GenBank genome assembly. Lineage: Eukaryota; Metazoa; Cnidaria; Anthozoa; Scleractinia; Poritidae.